UCAAUGACACACAGGGGGCGGCAUCAGUGGUUAAAAAAUAAAAGAAAUUAAAAUAAUCUGCGCCCCAAAAGCGGUUUCCCAUCAGCUGUCAUGUCUCUGCGUAGAGGAAUCAGCGCCUUUAUUAUUAAAAUCCAGAUAAAUGGCUGCAGUCUGUGGCAGAAAGAGGACAGAACGUGGGAAAGUUCAGCAGGCAUGAAUACUUCUGUAACAGCCUGCAUCAUGUGAGUCCUGAUUGGUCAGGAAGGUUUGAUUCUGGUCCAGAAAGCGGACUGCAGGCUGGUCCUGGAUCAGGGUCUAACACAGAGAACCAAGAACAAAGAGCCUGCAGCCUUCAGAGUUACAGAACGUCAUCAGGAUGAAGGUUCCUCUGAACAGAAGACAGAAGAGUCCACAAUGUUUCAGCGAGGAUCCAAGCCGCCUUCAGCUGUCAGAGCAAACACCUCACGCUGGACAAAAACCAGAGAAAACUACAAAACUACAACUCCCAGUGGUCAUGUGACCGUCUCAUGCAACAUCUGGGCGUUGCCAGCCAUUUCCUGUUUGCGCCUUUAGCCGCAGACUCUGCAGGUUUUUACUCCUCUCUGAAUGUCAGGACUGCUGCCUGGAGGUCUGGUAGGACCCACCUCCACCCACCAGGGCUACACACACCUGGUGUAACAUCUGGAGCUCCUGGAGGACAUCAGGACCUGACCGUGUCUCCUUUCCUUCCUCCUGUCCCUCAGGUACAGAUGCUCGGCUGAUGCCACCUCCUGCUGCUGGUCUCUGAAGAGCGCUGAGUCCAUGGAGCCUCCGCUGCAGUUCGCCGGGAACAGAACCUGUCCCGCCCCCAGCUGCUCGUCCAGCACUGAGUCCAUGGAGCCACCGCUGCAGUUUGCUCUAACAAGGGAGGACCAGCAGAGCCCAGAGGUCCCCAGAGGUUCGUCAGCCCAGCAGCAUCAGACACAGCUGGACUCCAUAUUUAUGCUGCUGGAGGACAACAUGGUCUCUUUUGUGAAGAACGAGCUGAAGAAGAUUCAGAGGGUUCUGAGUCCAGAUUACCCAGAAUCCUCAGAGAGUCGGUGGGAGGAUGAGGAGGUGUUGGAGGGGGAGGAUGAAGAGCAGAGGAGGAGUAGCAGAGAGGCUUUUGUGAAGAUCACCCUGAACUUCCUGAGGAGGAUGAAGCAGGAGGAGCUGGCUGAGCAUCUGCAGAGCAAACUGGUUCCUUCAUCUAGCCAACUUAACCUCAAAAACACCUUGAAGAAGAAGUUCCAGUGUGUGUUUGAGGGCAUCGCUAAAGCAGGAAGUCCAACCCUUCUGAACCAGAUCUACACAGAGCUCUACAUCACAGAGGGAGGGACUGGAGAGGUCAAUGAAGAACAUGAGGUCAGACAAAUUGAAACAGCAUCCAGGAAACCACACAGACCAGAAACAACCAUCAGACUAGAAGACAUCUUUAAAGUCCCACCUGGAGGAGAACAACCAACCAGAACAGUGAUGACAAAGGGAGUUGCUGGCAUUGGGAAAACAAUCUUAACCCAGAAGUUCACUCUGGACUGGGCUGAAGACAAAGCCCACCAGAACAUCCACUUCAUAUUUCCAUUCACCUUCAGAGAGCUGAAUGUGCUUAAAGAGAAGAAGUUCAGCUUGGUGGACCUUGUUCAUCACUUCUUUACUGAAACCAAAGGAAUCUGCAGCUUUGAACACUUCCAGGUUCUGUUCAUCUUUGAUGGUCUGGAUGAGAGUCGACUUCCUCUGGACUUCCAGAACCAGCAGAUCCUGACUGAUGCUACAAAGUCCACCUCAGUGGAUGUUCUGCUGACAAACCUCAUCAGGGGGAAACUGCUUCCCUCUGCUCGCCUCUGGAUAACCACACGACCUGCAGCAGCCAAUCAGAUCCCUCCUGAGUAUGUUGGCAUGGUGACAGAGGUCAGAGGGUUCACUGACCCACAGAAGGAGGAGUACUUCAGAAAGAGGUUCAGAGACAAGAGUCAAGUCAAUAAGAUCCUCUUCCACAUGAAGACAUCAAGAAGCCUCCACAUCAUGUGCCACAUCCCAGUCUUCUGCUGGAUCACUGCGACGGUUCUGGAGGAUGUGUUGGAGACCAGAGAGGGAGGAGAGCUGCCCAAGACCCUGACUGAGAUGUACAUCCACUUCCUGGUGGUUCAGACCAAAGUGAAGAAGGUCAAGUAUGAUGGAGGAGCUGCAACAGAUCCACACUGGAGUCCAGAGAGCAGGAAGAUGAUUGAGUCUCUGGGAAAACUGGCUUUUGAUCAGCUGCAGAAAGGAAACCUGAUCUUCUAUGAAUCAGACCUGACAGAGUGUGGCAUCGACAUCACAGCAGCCUCAGUGUACUCAGGAGUGUUCACCCAGAUCUUUAAAGAGGAGAGAGGGCUGUACCAGGACAAGGUGUUCUGCUUUGUCCAUCUGAGUGUUCAGGAGUUCCUGGCUGCUCUUCAUGUCCAUCUGACCUUCAUCAACUCUGGAGUCAGUUUGUUAGAUACAGAACAAGUAAUCUCCAAGCAAUCUAAACCAGAAACAAACAUGUAUAAAUCAUUCUACCAGCGAGCAGUAGAUGUCGGUCUAAACAGUCCAAAUGGACACCUGGACUUGUUCCUCCGGUUCCUCCUGGGACUUUCACUGCGGACCAAUCAGAGACUUCUGCAAGGUCUGCUGACACAGACAGGAAGUAGCUCACAGACCAAUCAGGAAACAGUUCAGUACAUCAAGGAAAAGAUCAGUGAGAACCCACCAGCAGAGAAAAGCAUCCACCUGUUCCACUGUCUGAAUGAACUGAAUGAUCGUUCUCUGGUCCAGGAGAUCCAACAGUCUCUGAGUUCAGGACGUCUGUCCACAGAUAAACUGUCUCCUGCUCAAUGGUCAGCGCUGGUCUUCCUCCUACUGUCAUCAGAAAAAGAUCUGGAUGAGUUUGACCUGAAAAAAUAUUCACCUUCAGAGGAGGCUCUUCUGAGGCUGCUGCCUGUGAUUAAAGCUGCUAAGAAAGCCCAACUGAGUGCCUGUAACCUCUCAGAUAGAAGCUGUGAAGCUCUGUCCUGGAUCCUUGGCUCCUGCACCUCCAACCUGAGAGAAUUAGACCUGAGUUCCAACAACGUGAAGGAUUCAGGAGUGAAGCUGCUGUGUGCUGGACUGAAAAGUCCAAACUGUGAACUGGAAACACUCAGUCUGUCAGGCUGUCUUAUCACAGCGGAAGGCUGUGCUUCUCUGGUAUCGGCUCUGACCUCCAGCUGCUUCCAUCUGAGAGAGCUGGACCUGAGCUACAACCAUCUGGGAGAGACAGGAGUCAAAAUGCUCUCUUCUGUUAAGGAAGAUCCAAAUGGGAAACUGGACACUCUCAGGUAUGAUUGGGAUGGAAGCAGCCCUGAAAAAAUGUCUCCCUGAGAAGGAAAAUCUGUAAAAAUGAGACUUGUCCUUCACUGGUCAUCUGAUUGGUGUUAAGUUUUUCAUAAAUAUGAUCCUGCCUUCCCUCGCAUUGAAACCUGCCUGCUGCAGUCAGAGCAAAGAGAAUAUCAGUCUGGCUUCAAGUCCACAUUACAAAUGAAU
This is a messenger RNA of Fundulus heteroclitus (mummichog), 3537 nucleotides long. Its product is annotated as NLR family CARD domain-containing protein 3. The transcript is spliced from 7 exons. The coding region runs from base 781 to 3375 and encodes 864 amino acids. Gene Ontology annotation, molecular function: protein binding. Lineage: Eukaryota; Metazoa; Chordata; Actinopteri; Cyprinodontiformes; Fundulidae. The record is from RefSeq and is a predicted model, not a curated record.